GAAUUCGUUGCCAUUCCAGAGGAACGUUGUGCGAGAAGCAUAGUUGGCAACCAGGCGGUCCAGUUUCGAGUGCAAUCGAAAUUGCAUCGCGUCGUUUAUCGGGUUACAAGAUAAUCAUACAUCACCUGGACAAUGUGGCCCGGGGCGAUCACGGUUUUCGCACUAAUUGUUUCUACGGUCUCGGCUAAGACGCUCGAUCUGUCGCGACGCGGCUUGAAGAAGGAAGACUUCUUCUUGAAGCUCCAGUCGCAAAUCACUCUGGCAGAAGUCACCGAUCUGAUUCUCCGGGAGAAUCAGUUCGACAGCUUCCUCGACUGCUCCACCAACCUCACGAGCCUCAGGACACUAGAUUUGUCGCAAAAUCAUCUUCAACGGUUCUUUUUCCUAUGCAGAGAAGAAUAUAAUUUGCAGGUGUUGAACGUUAGUCACAACCACCUUCAGUACAUCGACGACAAUGCCUUGAACGACCGAAUCCCGAAGCUCAAGAUACUCGAUCUAUCAUCGAACAAAUUAUCGAUAGUCAACGAAACCAUGCUGGAGCAUUUUAAAGUUUUGGAAUACCUUUCGUUAGCCAAUAAUCCGAUCAACGACGGUAUCCACGAAAAUGCGUUCUGGAAUUUGAAGGCACUGCGAUACUUGAGCCUAAGCAACGUAUCGUCCACGCAAUUCACGUUCGAGUUCUUUAAAACGUUAACUAACUUAUCAUCCCUAGAUUUGUCAGUGAAUCCCAUAAAGUCGAUUCCGGCUUUACCGGAGAACCUGGAAGAGCUCGAUUUGUCUAGCACUAAAAUUUCGAAAAUACCAAAAAUCGCGUUGCCCAAAUUACGAGAAUUAAAAUUGCACGACAUGCAAAGUCUCCAAGAAUUAGUGCUGAACGAUUUAGAGAAUUUAGACCAAUUGGAAACGUUAUCCGUGGUUGGAUCGAAGAAAUUAACGCAUGUGAAGUUAUAUCCGUCGGAUGGACGCCUACUGCAACAACUGCAACGCCUUUCGAUAAACGACUGCGCCCUGAAAACCCUGGACUACAGCCUACUGCCGAUAAUAAAGAGAACCGCGAUCGUGAACCUAGAGGGCAACCCUUGGAACUGCGAUUGCAAAAUGCAAUGGAUAAACCAAUUGAACGUAACCAAGUCUCUCAGCCGGGAUAUCAAAUGUCGCGCUCCCGAACGGCAUUUCAACAAACAGUUGAGCGAGAUACCAAAGUACGAGAUGGAGUGUGAGACCGACACGUCGCUGUUCUACCCGGUCCUGUGGGCCUCCAUUUUGAUACUGGUCGUGGCGAUCAUCCUGGCGGCGGGCUUUUUUCUUUUGAAACGACCGAUCGGUCAUUGGGACAUCAGGCGAAAGAACAGGGACACCGUCACUUACAAGAACGUAGACGAGUCCUCGAACGACAUGGUGAGAAUUCUGACUGUCGGCGAGACGGCCGACCGUAAUGGAGAAUGAACCGACACCGAACGGACUAUACAAUGGAAACGUAUUAACGUAGGAUAAGCGAUAGAGACUUAAGAAACGAGUACACAAGGUAUCACAAUUAACCUCUACAAUCAAAGUAUCUCUCCUACAAAAUUGAAGAAGAGAUUUGCACCGUUCGAGGAGACAGACUAGACAAAUUUUUUCGCCAUUUUUUAAAGACAUCGAGGUCAUCGACAUUUCUUUAACACGAAGCACAUAUUUCUGUUCGCGUGACGAGUUCAACGACUGUAAAUUACUUUACCUCUGAAUGACCUUGAUGAAAAAUUUGAAAUUUGGAAUCUAUUAAGAUACGACUUUCAGAAUCUAUUUUCUAUUGCAAUAUUUAUUCCUUUGAACAGUGCAACGGUGCACAAGUAA
Molecule: messenger RNA, 1833 nt
Organism: Colletes gigas
Lineage: Eukaryota; Metazoa; Arthropoda; Insecta; Hymenoptera; Colletidae
Product: leucine-rich repeat neuronal protein 1-like
Exons: 4
Coding region: 133-1446 (437 amino acids)
Cellular component (GO): extracellular matrix
Molecular function (GO): protein binding
Source: RefSeq, a predicted model, not a curated record